AUCUUAUGACCAUCAACUUGCGGUAUAAAAUUACUUUAUCACUCAGUUACAAUAAUUGACAUAACAACGAGAUGAAUUUUGAAGUAUUUCUUUUAUUGAACUUAUUGCCAUUGGCAAGAGGAGGGAAACAGCCAAAUAUUUUGUUUAUACUUGCGGAUGAUUAUGGUUUUAAUGACGUUGGUUAUCAUGGUUCCAAGAUUAAGACACCAGUACUUGAUAAACUCGCAAAAGAAGGUGUCAUUCUUGAGAAAUAUUAUGUUCAACCAAUUUGUACGCCAACAAGAUCAACAAUACUGACGGGAAGAUAUCCAAUUCAUACUGGUUUACAACACGGUGUAAUCAAUCCUGCGCAACCGAACUCUAUUCCUCUUGAUGAAACAAUUGUCGCAGAGAAAUUAAAACAAAGUGGCUACAAGACUCAUAUAGUCGGCAAAUGGCAUAAUGGUUUUUAUAAAAAAGAAUGUAUGCCAACAUACAGAGGUUUCGAUACAUUUUUUGGAUAUCUUACAGGAGCUGAAGAUUAUUAUACCCACGUUUCAAGUGAUCGUGUUCGCAUAAAUAAAUCAUCAUAUGCACAAUUCUAUGGUUAUGAUUUGCGUAGAAAUGAAUCAGUAAGUACAAAAGAAAAAGGUGAAUACUCUACCUUUAUGUUUACAAAAGAAACUCAAAAGAUCAUCAGGAAUCAUAAUACUAGUUCUCCUAUGUUCUUAUACUUGGCAUUUCAAGCUGUUCAUUCUCCUUUGCAAGUCCCAGAACAAUAUAUCAAACCAUAUGAAGGGAUUAAAGACACCAACAGACGUAUUUAUGCUGGAAUGGUGUCAGCUAUGGAUGAAGCCAUAGGCAAUAUAACACAAACACUCAAAGAAAAAGGAAUUUGGAACAACACUAUCUUGAUAUUUAGCACUGAUAAUGGUGGUCAAGUGUACCGAGGAGGAAAUAACUGGCCAUUAAGGGGUUGGAAGGGAUCAUUAUGGGAAGGAGGUAUACGUGGAGUGGGAUUUGUCAACAGUCCUUUGUUAGCAAAACCAAAAAGAGUCUCAUAUGAAAUGAUUCAUGUUUCUGAUUGGUUUCCAACAUUGGUAAAGUUAGCUGGAGGUGAUUUAAAUGGCACCAAGCCUUUAGAUGGUUUUGAUGUUUGGGAAACCAUCAACACAGGUGAGCUUUCCCCAAGGAAUGAAAUCUUGCAUAAUAUUGAUUCAGUGCCUCCAUGGUAUCAUAAAUCCUUUGAAUAUGGUGAUAAAUGGUGCCCACAAGCAGCGGUACGUGUUGGAGACUGGAAACUACUUAAAGGUUGCCCAAGAAAGUCUGGUUGGUUUCCACCACCAAAUUCAAAUCUUCAUUUGAACUCACAAACAGAUUCUAGCAACAAGACUAAGAAUUUGUUUUUGUUCAACAUAGCAGAAGAUCCAGAAGAACGACAUGAACUAUCUUCAAAGUUUCCAGAAAAAGUUAAGGAGUUAUUGGCCAAGCUUCAAGAAUACAAUAAUACUGCAGUACCUGUGAAAUACCCUAAACAAGAUCUUGCCUCAAAUCCGGCAUUCUUUAAUGGUGUGUGGUCACCUUGGAUUGUUUCCAAACAUGAUGAUGCUGAAGGUAAAAUAGUAUAAUGAACUAAAAAAAAGAUUUGCCUUGAAAUGUAAAAGAAAAGAAAAAUUUCACGAGGGAACAUUAUAAAGCAUUUAUUUUCAAUAUGGUAAAUUAAUCAAAUUUACGAAUAAACAGAUAUAUUGUUGGGAAAUGCAUUAAAAAAUUUAAUACCAGUCUUUAUUUGUAACGUAAGGUAACAUUGGAGAUAUUCUCUGGUGUAUAUUUCCCACCUUACAAAAUUUUUCUGUUCUUCACUAAAUGUGAAAACAAAAGAUUCUUAAAGGAAUGAAUAAUGUUUUAAUCCAAAACUAGAAAACUGGAUAGCCAAUUAAAUAUAUUAUAAUGGUGUUA
Molecule: messenger RNA, 1938 nt
Organism: Xenia sp. Carnegie-2017
Lineage: Eukaryota; Metazoa; Cnidaria; Anthozoa; Malacalcyonacea; Xeniidae
Product: arylsulfatase B-like
Exons: 1
Coding region: 72-1607 (511 amino acids)
Source: RefSeq, a predicted model, not a curated record